Messenger RNA from Oncorhynchus mykiss (rainbow trout), 4332 nucleotides. Its product is annotated as polypeptide N-acetylgalactosaminyltransferase 9. The record is from RefSeq and is a predicted model, not a curated record. Gene Ontology annotation, molecular function: polypeptide N-acetylgalactosaminyltransferase activity. NCBI's taxonomy places the organism in Eukaryota, Metazoa, Chordata, Actinopteri, Salmoniformes, Salmonidae. Gene Ontology annotation, biological process: protein O-linked glycosylation. Gene Ontology annotation, cellular component: Golgi apparatus.
GGGUGGGAUGCAAGACAGCAUGCGAGAGCUAGCAAAAGAGAAGGGUUGGCUCACUCACCAUGCAGUCAGGCAGCGCGAGCAUCGGAACCGUUUGACAGCAUUUGAUGACAAAACCCGUUCUGAACUUCUAUCUAUCGGCACCUCAACGUUCUAUUGCGACCAAUCGUGGAUUGAUGGGAGAAACUCGCUGCAUAUUUGAGGGAGGCAUGUGCACAUUUCAAGACACAUGCAAAUCUAUUUCAGGAUCAGGACGAAUCCAGUGACCACAACGCCUUUGAAAGAGGAAAUGUCAAAGCAGUAAUAGAGUAUGCUGCUUCGCAAAUACGGAAUAAUGCACUGUUCAGGGUGGACGAGCUGAUGUUGUCCUCGUGACUGAGAUUUUGACGACUUUCCACGUUGCAGUGCACGCAUAGAUGUUUUUCUACAGUAAAUACUCGCUCCUAUUUAAGACUAUGGUUCGUGUCUGACGUUAUUUAUUUCUAGUGUACACGACAGAAUACGUUCUAUGUAUCUUCAACAGCAGCGCUUCUGUAAAGGUGCAGGCGUGCGGCGUUGCAUAUGAUCUAAAGAGAAAGCAUUGUUUUGUCCAGCGUCCUUACCAACCUUGAACUUCCUCAAUACAGCAUCUGCAUACCACAGUCUGGGAGACUCGAGGCUUGGGUGUCAACAGUAGCCCCCCACAUCAGCGCUAGAGAAGCGUUCCUCCGGCAUCUCAGUGGUGCUGAAAGGACAGCUCCUUGUUUCAGGUCUCCCAAAGUUGACUUCCACUGAAAGCAUCUGCUUUUCACUGCAAUACAGCCGACAGCCGAAGUAGCUUAAAGUACUCCAAAUGCAUUAUUAUUUGGCUUAACGGCUUCUGCCCAACUGUUCUAUUAGGGUUCAUGGCUGUGGCACGCAAAAUAAAAACUUUGCUCACGGUUAACAUUUUUGUUUUUGUGGGGAUCAUAUUGUUCUCGGUAUAUUGUAGAAUACAGGACCGUUCUGAGGAACUCAUUCAGAUCGGCAGGAUAUCAGACCAGAGACUGAGGGCCAGGAAUGGCAAAGUUUCCAACUUGGUGGACAGGCAGUCCAUACUUCAGAGACUGGAGCGGCUGGAGGACGUUGUCUACAACCAAUUAAAUGGUCUGGCUAAGCCCAUGGGGCUGGUGGAGGGGCCUGGAGGUCUAGGCCAGGGAGGAGCAGCUGCUACUCUGGGGGACGACAGCCAUGUUGACGGGGAGGGGAAGUACGAGGACUAUGGCUACAAUGCCCAGCUCAGUGACCGCAUCUCCCUGGACCGCAGCAUCCCCGACUACAGACCCAAAAAGUGCAAGCAGUUGACCUACCCAGAGGACCUCCCUCAGAUCUCAGUGGUGUUCAUCUUUGUCAACGAGGCCUUGUCGGUCAUCUUGCGGUCCGUCCACAGCGUGGUCAACCACACCCCUGCACACCUUCUCAAGGAGAUCAUCCUGGUGGACGACAACAGCGACAGUGUGGAGCUGAAGUUCAAUCUGGACCAGUAUGUGAACAAGCGUUACCCAGGUCUGGUGAAGAUCGUCCGCAACAGUAAGAGGGAAGGCCUGAUCCGAGCCAGGAUACACGGUUGGAAUGCUGCAACUGCCCCGGUUGUAGGUUUCUUUGAUGCCCAUGUAGAGUUCAACACUGCCUGGGCGGAGCCUAUCCUGACCAGGGUGAAGGAGGACCACACCCGGAUCAUCCUCCCGGCCAUCGACAACAUCAAGUUCAACACAUUCGAGGUGCAGCAGUACGCCAAUGCGGCCCACGGCUACAACUGGGGCCUGUGGUGCAUGUACAUCAUCCCCCCUCAGGAGUGGCUGGACAAGGGCGAUGAGACAGCUCCCAUCAGGACGCCAGCUAUGAUCGGCUGCUCCUUUGUGGUGGACAGAGAAUACUUUAGUGAGAUUGGCCUCCUUGAUCCUGGCAUGGAAGUCUAUGGAGGCGAAAACAUUGAGCUUGGCAUGCGGGUGUGGCAGUGUGGGGGGAGCAUGGAGGUGCUUCCCUGCGCCAGAGUGGCGCACAUCGAGCGGACCAAGAAGCCAUACAACAACGACAUUGACUACUACGCCAAGAGGAACGCCCUGCGGGCUGCCGAGGUCUGGAUGGAUGAGUACAGGUCCCACGUCUACAUGGCCUGGAACAUCCCCAUGAAUAACCCUGGGGUUGACUAUGGGGACGUGUCUGAGCGGGUGGCCUUGAGGAAGAGGCUGCAGUGUCGGAGCUUCCGCUGGUACCUGGAGAAUGUCUACCCAGAGAUGCGCAUCUACAACAACACCAUCACAUAUGGGGAGGUCAGAAACAGUAAGGCCAGUGGCUACUGUCUGGACCAGGGAUCAGAGGACGAUGACAAAGCCAUCCUCUAUCCCUGCCACGGGAUGUCCUCACAGCUUGCCCGUUACUCAACAGAGGGGCUUCUACAACUAGGACCCCUAGGGUCGACCACCUUUCUGCCUGACACCAAAUGUCUCAUCGACGACGGAAGAGGGCGCACGCCCAGCUUGAAAAAAUGUGACUCUGUUUCGCGGGUUUCCCAGAGGCUGUGGGAUUUUACACAGAAUGGUCCAAUCAUCAGCAGGGACACUGGACGGUGCAUGGAGGUGGAGAUGUCCAAAGAUGCCAACUUCGGCCUUCGAUUGGUGGUGCAGAGGUGUUCUGGUCAAAAGUGGAUGAUACGGAACUGGAUAAAGCAUCCGAAGCAUUGAGGCAAGACAUUUCCUCUGAGAAAAGAAUACCAUUUCAGUCUUGGAGGGCAAACCCAUGGACAGACAGUCUGAGAGCAUUCCAUAUGAGAUAGCUAUAGGCCCUGGGACUGAUGAGAUGAGUAGUUCACAGUUUGUGGACUCUUCUAUGGACUGUGUGCACUGUGCCCUCCCCUUAGGGCAUAGAGCUUUCAACUGCUGAAUCUUUAGAAGAAGAUAUGUUUUCAGCUGAGCUGGGGGUCAAACAUGGAGAGCAUACCAUAGGCCUACAGCGAGCUAUACAGUACUGUUUGAAAUGCUUUUUUACAGAACAUCCACCUAUGUAGAAAAUGAAUAAGACAAUGGAAUGCAACUCCUAAGGGAGUUCAACACUGACAAUGACAAGCAAUGUGUAUUUGGUAUAAAGCCAAUCCCAGGAAUCUUUGCAGAUCAAAAUAUGAAAUUGCUUAUUAGUCACCAUAUCAACUUGUAAUUACUUCAGGCUAUCAUUUGGAGAAUUUCUUUGGACAUUUCGCUAUCCUGUUAAGAGAUUUAAUAUGCUUCAAAAAGCUGUUCAUCCUCCCGAUGAACUGAUCAGGAUGCAAAGCAACUACUGUUCUCACAAAUACAAAAGGAUAUUUAUUUCUCUUUUUCUUUUUGACUGUAUUGCUCGCCACUGAUUAUCAGAGCAAUAACGUGCCUUUUCCCAUCCUUAUGAGUCAUCUGACCAGGGAAUGUCAAUUCCACAAGCAUGUACAAAUUAGUUUAAAGUAAUUAAUAUAUAAACCAACGUAAAAAUGGCUAAAUAAUAGUAAUGUUGUAAAAUUGAUAUUAGUCCUCCAAAACAGUUAAGAUAAUAAAAAUGUUUAUGAUGACCCAGGAGUACAUUUUGUAAAACUGGAUUCAUUCAAGAAUUCUAGAUUGUUCACAGAGCAAGGUAGUGUAUAUAAUGGAAGAUGUUCCUUACUCACAAUGCUGUUCACUGCAUGUUACAUGGAAGCCCGGGCCUAUUUUUACAGAUGUAAAGACAGAUGCUGGUGGUUGUUUUACACUGACAGCGAGCACAAUUAUCUGCCUUUGUUGUGUUUCCACUUAGUCUCCUACUGGAUACUGGCCUCAACUCUCUAAUCGUUAAAACCCACCCACAGGAUAGCAUGUCUUCACAAAGUACUGAAAGCUUUCCAAUUUAUUAGGUUCAGCAAGAAACUCUUUCCUCACUGUAUUUUCUGAUGCCCAGCCAACUUUGAAGAUGAAUAAUUAUUCUCUAAACCUUUUUGGUACCAUAUUUUGUGCCUCAUUCAUUCUAAUGAAUGGUCAAAAUAUAGAAGUGCAAAUGACAUUUUCUUGACAAGUGAAUUAUAUUUUUUAAAUCUGUUGUCACAUUUGCUAGAAUAAAUGUCGGACCAAGGCGCAGCGGAUGUUGAGUUCCACAUCAUUUUAAUGAUAAAUUGAAACUUAAGACAAAAUCAAAUAAACAAACCGUGUCUACAGAGGUGCUACGUGCACUAACUCAAAACAAUAUCCCAUAAACAAAAGUGGGAAAAACAGCUACUUAACCCAUUUAAUCCUGAAUUUUUCCCAGACAUGAAAAUAUCCAAAUCAAGUGUCAUUAGUAACCCUUUGAAGUAAUCAAUCAUUAUUUUUGGAAAAUGUAAUG